AUACUUGAGGGUCCCGCACUAGGCCGGGAGUACAUUGAUGAACCAGAAAAGACGGCCGCAUCCUUCAUAGAGGCACCAGCAUGGAGAGCUUCUUUCGGGCAGAAUAACCGCUCAAAACGCCUCUACAAGACUGGAGAUUUGGCGAGAUACAAAAAGGACGGGUCGGUCGAGCUAAUGGGACGAAAAGACAACCAGGUGAAACUUCGUGGCCAACGCAUCGAAAUAGGGGAGAUAGAGCACCAAGUCAGGCAGGCAAAGUGCGGCGUGAAACAAGCUGUGGCGGAGCUGAUUAGACCUCAUGAUUGCGAGGAUGACCUGCUUGCUUGUUUUAUCGUUCUUGAUGAUGACCUGGACAACGAGAUGAACGAGAACGACGACGAAAAUACGAAGUACACGACAAAAACACAGAAGGUUGUGCAGCAAGUUCAAGAGAAGUUGGAUCAGUUUCUUCCGCAAUACAUGGUCCCGUCAGCGUUCAUUAGAGUACCCCAGCUACCAUUAACAUGGUCCGGAAAGAUUGACCGCAAAAAGAUACGCGAAAUGGGUGCGUCCUUGUCAACGCAGGAAUUACUCGCCGAGAUGCGCACGCAGAGCCAGGGACCUAAGAGGCAGCCAACAACAGCAAUCGAGCAGGCGCUGCAGCAGCUGUGGGCUCAGGUACUCGGCAUCGAUAUGGAUACUAUUGGGCUGGAUGACAGCUUCUUCCGCCUAGGCGGCGACUCUAUCGCGGCCAUGAAGCUGGUGGCUGAAGCCCGCAGGUUAGGAAUGAAAUUGACUGUAGCAGAUGUCUUUCGCAGCCCCAAGCUCUGUCAGCUUACCACUGUCGUCGCCACCACAUCAGUUACAGAUUCUCCCACUACAAUCCCUCGUGUGCAUCACACUGGGCCCGCUCUACAAUCCUUUGCCCAAGGACGUUUGUGGUUCUUAGAGGAGUUGUACCCGGGAUUGAACUGGUACUCGAUGCCAUUAAUGGUGCGCAUGAAGGGUCCAUUGCAGUUGGAAGCGCUCAAAUCUGCCCUGCUUGCAGUCGAGAGCCGCCAUGAGACGCUGCGAACGACUUUUGACACUAUCAAUGGUGUUGGUUUGCAAUUCGUCGAGCCAUUUUGCAGUAAAGACAUCAGUGUUAUCGAAAUGCCGGCGGGCGACAAGCAGCGUCUUACAGAUGCUCUUCAACGGGACCAAGCGACUCCUUUCGACCUGCGGUUAGAGCCUGGCUGGCGGGCGGCUAUCUACCGUAUAGGUGAAGACGAACAUGUGCUAUCUGUUGUCAUGCACCAUAUUAUCUUGGAUGGCUGGUCCAUGGAUGUGGUAACCCGCGAGUUGGCUGCUUUCUACUCCGCCGCGACACAGGGCCGGGACCCGCUGGUUCAAGUACAGCCGCUGCCAAUUCAGUACCGUGACUUCUCGCUCUGGCAGAGAGAGCAGGCCCAGGUCGAAAAUAAUCAGAAACAGCUUGACUACUGGGUUCGGCAGCUCCAGGGAAACCGACCUGCGGAACUACCUUGUGACAAGCCCCGGCCCGCCGCCUUAUCAGGACAGGCUGGCGUACGAUCCAUUCAGAUUCGCGGUUCCCUAUAUGACGAUCUACAGCGUUUUUGCAAAUUGCAUGGCAUGACGUACUUUGUAGUUCUGCUAGCUGCCUUCCGAGCCGCACAUUUUCGCCUCACCGGCCAAGGUGAUGCAACCAUCGGCACACCAAACGCCAAUUGGGAAAGGUGGGAGGUCAAGGACAUGGUCGGCUUCUUUGUCAACCUACAAUGUCUUCGAACAUCUGUUGGCGAGGGAACUUUUAAAAGCCUUGUUGACCAAGUCCAUGAUGUUGUGGUUGCGUCGCAUGCGAAUGCAGAUGUUCCAUUUGAGAGCAUCGUAUCGAAGCUGAAGAAUGAUCGAGAUUUGUCUCGCCACCCAUUUUUCCAGAUUGUGUUUGCUGUACACUCUCAGCAGGAUUUCGGACAACUGAAGCUCGAGGGCUUGGAGACAGAGAUCGUGCCUAUGCCAGCAAAUUCAAGGUUCGAUAUGGAAUUCCACUUCUACCAGCAGGCAGAUGGCUUGCAGGGUAACAUGCAAUUCUCUACAGACUUGUAUGCUCCGGAAACUAUUGACAAUAUGCUAUCGAUCUUCCAUGUUGUCUUGGAAACAUGUCUUAAGGAGCCUGAGACAGUAGUGGCUUCAUUGCCAAUGCUGAGUGACGCUCACUUCUGCAAGCUGGACAAGAUGGGGCUUAUCCAGGUUGAAGAGACGGCUUAUCCCCGUGACUCUAGUAUCGUCGACUUGUUCCGCCAGCAGGCUUUUAUUUGUGCGUCCAAGGUUGCCGUCCAAGAUGCAUCGGCAAAGAUGACGUACGCUCAAUUAGACGAAGCAUCUGAUACUCUUGCUUGGUGGUUAGCAAAGCGAGCGCUCGCCCCGGAGACCCUCGUAGGCGUGCUCGCGAAUCGAAGCUGCGAGGCAAUCAUUGCGUUCCUGGGCAUCCUGAAAGCGAACUUGGCUUAUCUUCCACUUGAUUCCAAGACGCCAACAAAGAGGAUAGAGGCCAUCCUGUCGUCCCUUCCAGGCUAUACUAUUCUUCUUACAGGAGCAGAUAUUCCAAAUACGAACAUACAGCUGAGCAAAGUUGAGGUUGUUGGCAUCAGGGAAGCCUUGACAGAGGCGAUGGACGACUUCAUUUCUCAACAAUCUGUGACGACUAUUGAGGGGCCAUCAUCCACCAGCCUCGCUUAUGUCAUGUUCACCUCAGGGUCGACGGGCCAGCCAAAGGGGGUCAUGGUGGAACACCGCGGCAUUGUGCGACUAGUAAGGGAUAAUAACCUAGUUCAGUAUCUGCCAACCUCACCUGUUAUGGCCCACAUGGCCAAUCUUGCCUUUGAUGCAUCGAUAUGGGAGAUUUACGCCCCCCUAUUACAUGGUGGUACUAUAGUCUGUAUUGGCUCAAUGGCGGUCCUGGAUCCCGAGGUUGUACUCCAGAUCUUUCGUCUACAUCAUGUACAAUCAGCCUUCAUGACACCAACUCUGAUGGGCAGUUAUGCGAAACAAUUACCUGCAAUAUUCACUGGUAUCGAGAUGCUCUGUGUUGGAGGUGAAGCACUUCAGCCACAUCACAUUCAGAGCAUAGAGAAUGUGUUCACGGGCAAGCUUGUGAACUCAUAUGGCCCAACCGAGAACUCUGCCUGGAGUACACUCUUCCUCGUCGCGAAGAAAGAGAGAUUAUUGAAUGGCGUGCCUAUUGGCCGAGCGCUGAGCAACUCUGGUGCCUACGUUAUGGACUCGAAGCUGACCAUUGUACCCCUCGGGGUCGUUGGUGAACUCGUGGUUACAGGCGAUGGUGUAGCGCGUGGAUAUACAGAUCCCAGUCGUGAUAUCGAUCGCUUUGUCUCGGUUACUAUUAGUGGUCAGACGGUCAAAGCGUAUCGAACGGGUGAUUACGUCCGCUGGCGACCUACCGACGGCGAGCUAGAGUUUUUCGGUCGGAUGGAUGGACAAGUCAAGAUUCGCGGAAACCGUGUCGAGUUGAGCGAGAUCGAGCACGUUCUCUAUAGCCACAAAUCGGUCAGCGAAGCAGUAGUGGUCGUCCAGCAGCAAGGCGAAGAGGCGCGACUGGCCGGGUUCGUCACAGUAAACGAAAGCACUACAAUGGCCAAUGCACAGCAUGACAAUAGUGGCGAAUCGCACCACGUGGACGCGUGGGAAACCAAAUUUGAAUCUGAACUGUAUUCGCCAAUUAGUGUUGUUCGACCUGAGAGCAUUGGUCGAGACUUUGUUGGAUGGACGACAAUGUUUGAUGGCAGAGAGAUAGACAAGGGGGAAAUGAACGAGUGGCUGGAUGACACUAUACAUACAAUACUCGAGAUCCAUCGACCCGACCACGUACUUGAGAUUGGAUCCGGAACCGGCAUGAUCCUGUUCAAUCUGGGUAAUGGGCUGCGAAGUUAUGUAGGUCUGGAACCGUCCCAGAAAGCCAUCAAUUUCAUCACAGAAUCCGUCAAAUAUAUGCCUAUGUUGUCGGGCAAGGUCCAAAUGCAUAAGGCUACAGCAGCAGAUGUUGGGCACCUUAAAACGCCUAUCAUCGCAAGCCUUGUCAUUCUGAACUCGGUUGUUCAAUACUUCCCGAGCUUGGAGUAUCUCUUCAAGACCGUGCAGCAGCUGCUCAAGAUCGACACUGUUCGCACGAUUUAUUUUGGCGACAUCCGAUCCUAUGCGUUGCACCGAGAGUUCCUGACAACGCGAUCACUGCGUAUAGCGGGUGGCAAGGCAACAAAGGCUGAUAUCCAACGCAUGGUAAAUGACAUGGAGCGAGUCGAACGUGAGCUGCUGGUUGAUCCAGGCUUCUUCACUGCCCUGCCUGAUUACUUUCCGGGCCUUGUCGAGCAUAUCGAGAUCCUACCUAAGAAGAUGAGGGGGACAAAUGAGCCGAGUUGCUACCGCUAUGCAGCUGUUGUGCAUGUCAGAGAAACAAAUCAGCAGACAAGAGACAUUCGCAGCCUUGGAGAUGGUGAAUGGAUCGAUUUUGUAGAGCGCCGGCUGGAGCGACAGUCUCUACUGCAACUGCUCCGGGAUCUUCCUGUAUCGGCCACAAUAGCUGUGAGCAAUAUUCCUUACAGCAAGACUAUCCUAGAUCGGUGCCUGAUAGAUGCGCUGGAUGGAACAGAAGCAGAGACAUUCGAUCACAAGAAUUGGCUGUCUGAAGUGCAUCAGAGAGCCCAGCGCUUUGCCUCACUUUCACCUAUAGACUUGGUUGAGCUAGCCCAAGAGGCCAAUUGCCAAGUAGAGAUCAGUUGGAACAGACAAUUCUCUCAGCGUGGCGGCUUAGAUGUCAUCUUCCAUCGAUAUCCGCCACAAAAAGAAGAGAAUAGGAUAAUGUUCCGGUUCCCCACUGACCACUCAGAUCGUCCGUGGCAUAGUCUCGGCAGUAAGCCGUUACAGCACAAGUUCCUGCAGAGAAUCCCACAAGAGCUUCUGGAGAUUGCUGAAGGUCAUCUGCCUGCUUACAUGAUUCCUCAGACUAUUACCGUGCUAGAUGCAAUGCCGAUGAAUCAGAACGGCAAGAUAGACCGGAAGGCGCUUGCAGAACGAACAGAAAUACAGAAUAGCCAUAGAGAGUCGACCCAGCAAUUGAUGUCAGCUGGAGAGAAGAUGAUGCAGCAGCUGUGGGCUCAGGUACUCGGCAUCGAUGCGGACACCAUCGGGCUGGAUGACAGCUUCUUCCGCCUAGGUGGCGACUCGAUGGCAGCCAUGAAGCUGGUGGCUAAGGCCCGCAAGCAAGGCAUCCAAUUGACAGUUGCGAGCAUUUUCGAUUCUCCUAAGCUCACUAAUCUAGUAGCUUUAGUCCACAGAGAAGCUCCAACCACAGCGCAAUAUAUUGAGCCUUUCUCGCUUCUUAACUUAGACUCAGACGCUGAAAAAGCACAAAUUCAGGACGAAGUUGCAGCUAGCUGUGGCCUAGAUAAAGGCCUAGUAGAAGACAUCUACCCGUGCUCACCUCUACAGGAGGGCCUAAUGUCACUAACGUCGAAGCGAGCAGGCGACUAUAUCAUGCAGAGCAUACUAGAGCUGCAUGGCGACAUAGACGAAGGCGCUUUCCGGGCAGCGUGGGAGCAGGUGGUCCUAUCAUCAGCCGUGCUACGCACCAGAAUCGUGUAUCACAGCAAGCUGGGCCUGCUGCAGGUUGUCGUCGCAGAAGGGAUACAGUGGUCAGAGUCAGACGAUCUACAGGCUUACAUCGCCGAAGACAAGUCUGCAACGAUGGGGAUAGGCAAUGUUCUGGCGCGCUAUGCCAUUGUCAAGGAGCACAACAGUGGAAAGCGCUGGUUUGUGUGGACAGUUCAUCACGUCUUGUACGAUGGCUGGUCACUACCUCGCAUUAUCAACGCAGUCGAGAGAGCAUACAAAGGGGCUGCCGUUGAGAAGGAGGCUGGCUUCAACGCUUUCAUCCAGCACCUUAGUCAGCAAGAUCAGGAGGAGGCCGCUAGGUACUGGCAGGCAACGCUUAGCGGCUGCGAUGCUAUGCCAUUCCCAUCACUGCCGCCGACCGUGCAGCAGCCUGUUCCGGAUACCAUGUUAGAAUAUACGUGCCCACCGCUUCCCAAGACAGUAUCUGACACGACUAAAUCAACGCUUAUUCAUGCUGCGUGGGCCAUUGUCGCUAGUAGCCAAACCAACUCAGACGACGUCAUCUUUGGGGUAACGGUAACAGGCCGCAACGCACCGGUCGCUGGCAUUGAAGCCAUGCUGGGCCCGACUAUUGCAACGGUGCCUAUGCGCUUGCGUUUUCCUAGAGACUUGACCGUGUCGGCCUUUCUUAAGAGAGUCCAGAAGCAGAUGAUUGAGACGAUUCCUUACGAGCAGAUGGGACUGCAGCGGAUUGCCAAGAUGAGUCCAGACGCGCAGCAUGCCUGCAACUUUCAGACAUUGUUAGUAGUGCAGCCGGCGAGUGACGAGCUUGGGACCAACGAAGCGCUGGGAACAUGGAAGAACGAGUCAGUGCGGCUGAAUUUCACGACUUAUGCAUUGGCACUGCAGUGCACACUGGCUGAUUCUGGGAUUCACAUUAUGGCCAGUUUCGAUUCGCGGGCAGUGGAUCCAUGGCAAAUGGAGAAAACCAUGGGCCAGUUCAGCUCCGUGAUGAGGCAGCUGGCCGAUAUAGACGCCAAGAAGACAGUUGCAGAAAUUAACGUGCUCAGCCCUAAGGAUAGGGAACAACUAUGGGUGCGGAACGGCACGGUGCCUCCCGCAGUGGAGCGGUGUGUCCACGACCUGUUUGCCGAGCAGGCGAGAGCGCAACCCAAUGCGCCCGCCAUCUAUGCGUGGGAUGGCGAGUUGACGUACGGCGAGCUGGACGAGCUGUCGUCUAGACUAGCAGACUACCUAGUUAGCCUAGACCUUGAGGUCGAAGGCUUUGUGCCUUUCUGUUUCGAGAAGUCGCUAUGGACAGUCGUAGCCAUGUUGGCUGUGCUCAAAGCCGGCGCUGCGUUUGUACCGCUAGACCCAGAACAUCCAGCAAAUCGGCACCAGGAGAUUUUCCAGCAGACCAAGGCACGCAUUGUGCUUGUUUCAGAGCAGCACUCAACACUGCACCAGUAUGGCGACCGCACAGUUGUAGUGGUCAGCAAAGCAUCCAUCGCUGGGCUUCCCAGCCAGGCCGUCAGGCAGAGAAAAGCUCACCGGAAGGUACAGCCAGGCAACGCAGCCUAUGUCAUCUUCACGUCAGGAAGUACGGGAAAGCCCAAGGGCGUAGUGGUGGAUCACAGAGCAACAACUACAAGCUGUCUUGCCCACGGAGCAGCGAUUUUGCGCAACCGCGAUUCACGUGUUCUACAGCUCGCCGCUUACACCUUUGACAUGUGCCUAGCAGAAAUUAUUACAACAGUUCUACUUGGAGGCUGCGUUUGCGUUCCUUCCGAGAACGACAAGCGCAACAACCUGGUCAAGACUAUUGCUGAGAUGCGCGUGACGAGUGCGAUCCUCACUCCUACUGUUGCACAGCUCCUGGACCCUAACGCGAUUCCUUCACUUCGUACCCUUGUACUUGGUGGCGAAGCUGUCAGCAUGUCUGAGUGGAAUAGAUGGGAGGGCCAUGUCGAUGUCAUAAACGGAUAUGGGCCAGCAGAAUGUACUAUCAUCUGCGCAACGUAUCAUAGUGGUGAUGGAUUUCAAUCUGGAACUAUCGGCAAGUCGGUUGGGUCGAUCAGCUGGAUCGUCGACCCUGCCGACCACAACAGGCUUUCUCCACCAGGCUCAGUUGGCGAGCUGCUCGUCGAAGGACCGAUCCUGGCGCGCGGCUACCUUGGGGAUGCGGAGAAGACGGCAGAGGUCUUUAUCAACGACCCGGCCUGGCUGCUAGAAGGGUGCGACCAGUACCCGGGCCGCCACAGUAGACUGUACAAGACAGGCGACUUGGUCCGAUAUGGCCCGGACGGCAACUUGGUCUUCGUGGGACGCAAGGACGGGCAAGUCAAAGUGCGUGGACAGCGAGUAGAGCUGGGCGAGAUUGAGCAUCACGUGCACGAGUGCAUGCCAGCGGCAGAGCAGAUGGCAGUCGAGGUUAUCCUGCCUGGAAACGAGAAAGCCAAAGCGGCCGUGGCUGUCUUCCUGCAGCUAAGAGAACACGACGCCGCAGUAGAUGGCUCGCCAGCACGCGUCUUCUUCCCUGUCGAGGUGGACAGUCAGCUCAGCGAGCGGCUGCCCAGUUAUAUGGUGCCUGCAGUGUACUUUGCAGUGCACCAGCUUCCCAUGACGACGUCGGGCAAGGUGGACAGAGGGCGGCUGCGCGAGAUCGGGGCCUCGUUUACGGCACAAGAGCUGGCAGACUUGCGCACGCAUAGCCAGGGACCCAAGCGACAGCCGACGACCGACAAGGAGAGAAUGCUGCAACAGCUGUGGGCACAGGUGCUCAACGUCGAGGCGGCCGCCAUUGGACUUGACGACAGCUUCUUUCGCCUCGGCGGCGACUCAAUUACGGGGAUGAAGCUAGUAACCGAGGCGCGCAAGCAUGACAUUCACCUGUCGCUCGCGGGAGUCUUCAAGCAUCCUAAGCUUAUCAACUUGGCCGCUUGGGCUGCUAAAGACGCUCAGGUUACGUCGCAGGGCAUUGCACCUUUCUCUCUCUUGAACUCC
Messenger RNA from Bipolaris sorokiniana ND90Pr, 8607 nucleotides. RefSeq lists its product as uncharacterized. Lineage: Eukaryota; Fungi; Ascomycota; Dothideomycetes; Pleosporales; Pleosporaceae. Gene Ontology annotation, molecular function: phosphopantetheine binding; catalytic activity. Gene Ontology annotation, biological process: secondary metabolite biosynthetic process; amino acid activation for nonribosomal peptide biosynthetic process. The annotation marks the transcript as partial. Gene Ontology annotation, cellular component: cytoplasm. The record is from RefSeq and is a predicted model, not a curated record. The transcript has a single exon.